This is a messenger RNA of Enhydra lutris kenyoni (northern sea otter), 767 nucleotides long. RefSeq lists its product as uncharacterized. The transcript is spliced from 3 exons. Bases 45 to 512 code for a protein of 155 amino acids. The record is from RefSeq and is a predicted model, not a curated record. Lineage: Eukaryota; Metazoa; Chordata; Mammalia; Carnivora; Mustelidae.
CCAUCACCAGGCGACUCCGGGAACCUGUUUUCCCCGGAGCAGCUAUGAGCAAGCGGAACCAGGUUUCGUACGUGCGGCCAGCCGAACCGGCGUUCCUGGCUCGCUUCAAGGAACGGGUCGGCUACAGGGAGGGCCCUACCGUGGAAACCAAGAGAAUCCAGCCUCAGCUCCCAGAGGAAGAUGGUGAUCACAGUGACAAAGAAGAUGAACAGCCCCAGGUGGUGGUUUUAAAAAAGGGAGACCUGUCAGUUGAAGAAGUCAUGAAGAUUAAAGCAGAAAUAAAGGCUGCCAAAGCAGAUGAAGAACCGGCUGUAGUUGAUGGAAGAAUCAUGUAUCGAAAACCAGUCAAGCGUUCCUCGGAUGAAAAAUAUUCAGGUCUAACAGCAAGCUCGAAAAAGAAGAAGGCAAAUGAAGAUGAAAUAAAUAAGCAGGACUCGGUUAAAAAGAACUCACAAAAGCAAGUCAAAAACAGUUGCCUCCUUUCUUUUGACAAUGAGGAUGAAACUCAGUAAGUGUAGAUAUUUUGGACUUAAUCUUCCUUAAGAGUAUAUAGGGUGUUUUCUAAAGUGACACUUUUUUAUUUCUAUUUAAAGAUGACACAAAUUCAUUAUAGAAAAUUCAGAAAAAAAUGAGUAUGAUAAAAAUUUGUCUAUCAGUACCCCUUUGACAUGAGGCUAACUCUGUAGAUAUUAACUAUUACUAACAUUUUGGAACUCCCACGUGUGGGGUAUGUAUGUAUGUAAAUUAUAUUUUUUAAACAAAAUUGA